Messenger RNA from Phaedon cochleariae (mustard beetle), 4751 nucleotides. NCBI's taxonomy places the organism in Eukaryota, Metazoa, Arthropoda, Insecta, Coleoptera, Chrysomelidae. The record is from the annotation of a GenBank genome assembly.
GUUAACUCUGAUGUUGAAAUUAACAAGCAAAUUUGGUAAGGUGUUCAAUAAACGUGAACGUGUGCCGGCACUAUUUUCACGAAAUAUCGAGCCUUUAUUCGAAAUUUGAUAAUUAGUUAUUGAAAGCAUCAAUUUGAGUUAUCGAAUUGUGUAAUUUAUUUGUAAUUAGGUAUCUGGUAUUGAAAUGGCUGCAAUGUCUGUGAUAGGAAUUGACUUGGGAAACGAGUCAUGCUAUGUUGCUGUAGCUAAAGCUGGAGGAAUCGAAACUAUUGCAAAUGACUACAGUUUGCGGGCAACUCCGUCAUUUGUUGCCUUCUCUGGGAAGAAUCGUAUUCUUGGGGUUGCUGCUAAGAACCAGCAGGUCACCAACAUGAAGAACACUGUAUAUGGCUUGAAACGACUUCUGGGAAGGAAGUUCAGAGAUCCUCAUGUUCAAAAAGAAAUACCAAUGCUCCCCUUCACUGUUGUUGAAGAAAAAAAUGGGGGAAUUGGGAUAAAGGUAAAUUAUUUGAACGAGGAACAUAAAUUUUCUCCAGAGCAAUGUCUAGCCAUGUUGCUCACCAAACUAAAGGAAGUCGCAACUACCGCUCUCCAGACUCCAAUAAAUGAUUGUGUUAUUUCCGUACCCUCAUACUUCACUAACAAUGAACGAAAAGCCUUACUUGAUUCGGCUACUAUUGCAGAAAAGUGUGAAAAAUCUUCACUUUUUUCAUGGUUUUCGCUAGCCACACACCACACACUUCGGUUUUGCGUUAUUUUAGUUCAAACAUACUUGUUCAACGAUCAAAACAGCCCACGAAAGAUGCAGUCUAUGGGCUCCUUCACGGGAUUCAGCAAGGCAGCAAGCGAACAAAUCAAGGCAGGGUUAAACGUACUAAGGCUAUUUAAUGAAACGACAGCCACUGCUCUGUCCUAUGGCAUUUACAAACAAGAUCUCCCUGCCCCAGAAGAAAAACCCCGUAAUGUUGUGUUCGUCGAUUGCGGGCAUUCUUCAUUGCAAGUUUCUGCUUGUGCCUUCCACAAAGGCAAACUGAGAAUGAUAACUACUGCUUCUGAUGCCAACUUGGGCGGCAGAGAUUUUGAUUUGCUCAUUGCUGAUCAUUUUGUGGAACAGUUCAAGACCAAGGCAUUUUUACGGUUACUGGGCGAGGCGGAAAAGUUGAAAAAACAAAUGUCGGCCAAUUCCACUACUCUGCCCUUGAACAUUGAAUGUUUCAUGAAUGACAAAGAUGUAUCUGGCACUAUGAAAAGAACCGACAUGGAAGAGAUCGCCGGUCACUUGUUUGAAAGAGUUGAAAUCACCUUGAAACGGUGCUUGAGUCAGUCAGGAUUAACCGUGGACGAAAUCCAUUCCGUGGAAAUAGUCGGCGGUUCCUCCAGGAUCCCAUCGAUCAAACAGCUGAUCGAGAAGGUGUUCAAGAAAGUGCCGAGCACCACUCUGAAUCAAGACGAAGCAGUUAGCAGAGGAUGUGCUCUGCAAUGCGCGAUGCUAUCGCCUGCUAUCAGAGUACGCGAAUUCAGCGUCACCGAUGUCCAAGCUUAUCCAAUUACCGUGGCUUGGGAUGCAAGUCCUGGCGGUGAAUCUGCUGGUGAGAUCGAGGCUUUUCCUUUGAAUCAUGCCGCACCUUUCUCGAAGAUGUUGACUUUCUACAGACAGGAGCCGUUUUCUAUCAGGGCUAGAUAUACGGGCAACAUACCUUACCCUGACCAUGAAAUAGGCACUUGGGUGAUCAAAGACAUCCGGCCGAACGCCGACGGCAAAGCGCAAAAGGUCAAGGUCAAAGUGCGCGUCAACCUGCACGGCGUGAUGACCGUGUCGAGCGCCUCGCUCUACGAGGCCAAGGAGGCCGUGGAGCCGGACGCGCCCGACGACGACCGAUCGCCGCCGAAGGAGGAGCCGACGGGCGGCGAGCCGGCGGAGGCGGGCGAAGAAGCGCCCAUGGAGGCGAACGGUGGCGGUGCGACAGGCGGUGCGGGUGCUCCUGAGGAGGGCAGUGAUAAGAAGAAGAAGCAAACGCUGAAGAGCGUCGAAUUGCCCAUCGAAGCUUUGACCACCGGAUUUUCGCAAGUGGAAAUCAACCAUUUCACCGAGCAGGAAUUCAAGAUGAUCGCCUCCGACAAGCAGGAAAAAGAAAGGGCUGACGCGAGAAACGCCCUGGAAGAGUACGUGUACGAGCUGAGAAACAAGGUGUCCUCCGAGGACGAGCUGGCCCCCUUCAUUCUGGAGAACGACAGGAGCGCUCUGGUCUCGCAGCUCGACGACAUGGAGAACUGGCUGUACGAGGAGGGCGAGGAGUGCAACAAGCAGGUGUACGUCGAUAGGCUGGCGCAGCUGAAGGCGAUCGGGGAGCCGGUGCAGACCAGGAAGAUCGAGUCCGAUCUGCGGCCGGUGGUGGUCGAGGAUUUCGCCAAGUCGUUGCAGCUGUGCAUGAAGGCCAUGGAAUUGAUCAGGACGAAAGACCCCAAAUACGCCCACCUCACCGACGACGACCACCGCAAAGUCGAAGAAGCCUUCAAGCACUCGUACCAGUGGCUCGAGCAGAGCCGCUCCAAGAUCUCGUCUGCCCCCAAGCACCUGCCGCCCCCCGUCACCGUAGCCCAAAUCAGACAAGAAAGGGCGGCCUUCGAGCAGAACGUCAACGCCGUGCUGAACAAGCCGCCGCCCAAGGCCGCCUCGCCGCCCAAGGAGGAGCAGCCGAAGGGGGAGGGGCAGGCCAAUGCGCAGGCCAAUGCGCAGGCGGACGGACAGAGCGAGAAGACGGAGGAUAAUAUGGAGUGGUCGCCGACGCAGUAAAGGUCGUGACACAAUGUAGAGGAGUAGAGAAUGAGGAAUGAAAAAUUUCAACUACAAUUUCGGAAUCGGUAAGUUAUAUUUCUGAAAUUGAGUUUACCAUUUCUGAAAUCGAUUCCGAAAUAGAAGUUGAAAAGGUAUAGUGCUAUUCCUUAUUCAUAUUCCUUAGUCUUUUGCAUUGUGUUUGGACCUUGAUGGGUCGAGGACUAGGUGUUUUUUUAAUUGAAUUUAGGGAGAUGUGGGGUCAGCGUAGCGGGUUUGUGGGGUUGGGUGUGGGGAUGAGGAGGUCGCGGCAGUAUCGUUGAAAGUAUGAUGGCUGCCCACAAGGACACUAUGGGCUAUUAUUCCGAAUUCAACUGUCAGUUGUGUCAUUUAUUCCUCAGGAUGUGUCACGACGAGCUUACACUAUCUAUAUCGAGAAUCAGCCGCAAGAAAUUUAUGAAAAUGUGCAUGCUCAUAUUGGUUUGAAAUAUUUUCGACAAUACAGUGUUGCCGUUUCUACUAGAAAGUAGCAAGAAUUUUGUUAAUUCAAAUGGAAUAACCCUGUAUUACAUUGCAAUUUUAGAUUCUACCUGGAGAGCUGAUUUCUUCAAUGUAUCACACUUGGGGUUGAGCGAAAAUGAUUACAGAGAUAUAGGGUGUUCAAAAUCGAGAAUGUUAACGUUUUUUUGUGUCGAAACUACUCAUUAUUGGUCAAAAUGGCUUAUAUUUCCCUGUCUUAGCUUUUGAUUCACUAUUGACUAUUGACUGUUAUUUAAUUGAAACAAUUAAAUGUCAGUAGAUAGUGAAUCAAAAGUUGGGGAUAGGGACAUGUAAGCCGUUUCGACUUAUAAUGAUCAGUUUGGACACGAAAAAUUCCUAAAGUUGAAAAAUCUUGAUUUUAAACACCCCAUAUCUUUGUAAUAAUUGCCGCAACACCCGAUGUGUAAUGGGUUGAUGAAAUUGGCUCUUCAGUUGGAAUCUAAAAAUGCAAUGAAAUGAAAUACAGGGUGUUCCAUUUUAAAUAGCAAAGUUGUUGCAACUUUCUAGUAGAAGCGGCAACACUGAAUUGUCGAAAAUAUUUCAAACGAGUAUAUUUACUAUCGCUUGUAUAAUAAGAAGCCAUUCUUAUUACUCAUUUUAGUAGGGAAACCAAAAAAUUCAAUGUUUCCAAGAAAAUGCGAAAAAUGGUUUGGCAUUUUGGGAAAGAUGAUCUUCUUUUUAAAUGAAACGUAAAAAUCAUUCUCACCAUAAAUGUUCACCUUCUCUCAAGAUAGUUGAAAUCUUAUCUAUAGAAUCUCAUAACUGGUUUUAUUCAAAUUUGUGAUCAAAACGAAUUUCGUUUCAAUUUAGGCUAAUUCUUCAUCAAACAGGACUUGUUUUUGCGAAAUUGAAGUGAGCCAAAUGGACAAAUUUAUUUUGAUUAAUUUGGACUUGAGGUACAUAAAACCAGAAUAUCUCCGAAUAAUUAGAAAAACUGAAAAAAAGAACUGCGGCAAAUAACGUCAUGCCUCGCGAGAAUCAUAUUUUAUUUACAAAAUGACAGUGACGUCAUAUAUCGCAUAUAGAAAUGGAAGUGGAAUUGACACUAUUGUGAAGCAACAGGAAAUACCUUGGUAAAAAUAUCCAAAAAGUCACAAUACUGUUUAUUUAUGGUCUCCACUUCAAACCACCUGAGUAGUGUAUUUUCUUGUUUUCCGUCUAUUUUAUGUAUGCAUUCAGCCAAGCAUUCUGUACACACCUUCUGAAAAUAUAUAAAAUCUGAACUAUACCGCAUUCGAACGCGUCAAACGUCUGUAGAUCGUCUAGCCAUUUUUUUUCUCCCGCCAAUCAAAUUCUGCUAACAUUUUCCAAUACAAGGUGUCCAGGGGCCCGAUUCUCGAAUCCGUUGGAAUUCGUUCCCAUGGGGAAAACUUGGUAUUUCCCAUGGAAAUUUGAGAUGAUGUAUUCUUGAAAUAUUGUAUGGGAAACCAUCCCUACA